AAUUGUUUUUCCGAGUUUCAUGAGGAGUACCCUGAACACACCACAGUCUAAGCGGCAGGCGGGCCAUUCUUCAGCUUCUCCUUCGCUUUUGGCACCAAUGUCGGAGGUGUUUGUUUGUGCCUGGAAGAAAUGGACUCUGGCAAUGCUCGAAUUUGAUCAUUCAGAGAUCCGAUCAGUUGAGUCUGUGAAUGGCGCCAAAACAGGACCCUAAACCUAAAUUUCAAGAAGGUGAAAGAGUCCUGUGCUUUCAUGGGCCAUUGCUUUAUGAGGCAAAGUGCGUGAAGAUCAACAUAAAGGAUAAACUGAUUAAAUACUUCAUUCAUUACAGCGGAUGGAACAAAAACUGGGAUGAAUGGGUUCCUGAAAGCAGAGUUCUCAAAUAUGUGGACAGCAACCUUGCGAAACAAAAAGAGCUUCAGAAGGCCAAUCAGGACCAUUAUGUUGAGGGAAAGAUGAGGGGUUUAGCACCAAGCAAGAAGAUUGCUGCUGUGCAGCAGAAAAAUGUUGAUUUGAAAGUGAAAAAGGCAAAGCAGAAGACCCCAGGGCCGGGUGAAGGCACCAGCAGCGGAGAAACGCCGCAGGGGCCGCGGAAGAAAAGGGCUCGGGUAGAUCCCACUGUGGAGAGUGAGGAGAUGUUCACCAACCGUGUAGAGGUGAAGGUAAAGAUCCCUGAAGAGCUGAAACCGUGGCUGGUGGACGACUGGGACCUCAUCACCCGACAGAAACAGUUAUUUCAUCUGCCUGCUAAGAAGAAUAUAGAGACCGUCUUGGAGGACUAUGCAAACUAUAAGAAAUCAAAAGCAAACUUGGACAAUAACAGGGAGUUUGCAGUAAAUGAAGUGGUAGCAGGGAUUCGGGAGUACUUCAAUGUCAUGCUAGGCACUCAGCUGCUGUACAAGUUUGAGAGGCCACAGUAUGCUGAGAUCAUGGCUGAACACCCAGACAUGCCGAUGUCUCAGGUGUACGGAGCGCCGCACUUGCUACGCCUUUUUGUUCGUAUUGGAGCCAUGCUGGCCUACACUCCACUGGACGAGAAGAGUCUGGCUUUGCUGCUUAGUUACCUCCAAGAUUUCCUCAAGUACCUGGUGAAGAACUCCUCCACCCUGUUGAGUGCCACUGAUUACGAGGUCGCGCCCCCAGAGUACCACCGCAAGGCGGUCUAAGAGCGCUCUGACCCCUCUCCCACAACAAACAACCAUUACUACCCGAGUGCAAACGUGGAUGAGACUUUUCACUUGAACAGAUAAACUUCCUUCACAAAAGGUUUUAGGAGCUUGUCACAGUUAUGAAGUAAAAAAAAUAAAAAUUAGGCUGACUCCUCUUUUCUCUCCCCUUUUCUUUUUAUUUCUCACUUCUUUGAAAAGACACAAAUGUAUUUUCCGUCGACAAGUUACUGUUUCCACAAGCAGCUGUUUGGUGUUUUUGUGCAUUCCACCUGAUAGAUAUUUGUUACUGUCGCAUGUUUGUAUUUAUUAGUGUUUCUUCUGCCACAUGAGGUGCAAUUUCUUGCUAGGCUACAUGGUCAGCACAUCAGCAGUUGAUGAUUUUGUAUCGGUAUCGUUUUUUUCUAUUUGUAUCAAUUUGUAAAAACAAAACAAAAACAUGUUUCUACACAAU
Etheostoma cragini (Arkansas darter) is the source of this 1617-nucleotide messenger RNA. RefSeq names its product mortality factor 4-like protein 1. The record is from RefSeq and is a predicted model, not a curated record. Gene Ontology annotation, cellular component: nucleus; NuA4 histone acetyltransferase complex. Bases 189 to 1163 code for a protein of 324 amino acids. Gene Ontology annotation, biological process: regulation of DNA-templated transcription; chromatin organization. Lineage: Eukaryota; Metazoa; Chordata; Actinopteri; Perciformes; Percidae. The transcript is spliced from 13 exons.